This is a messenger RNA of Exophiala bonariae, 1368 nucleotides long. RefSeq lists its product as uncharacterized. The transcript is spliced from 2 exons. Lineage: Eukaryota; Fungi; Ascomycota; Eurotiomycetes; Chaetothyriales; Herpotrichiellaceae. The record is from RefSeq and is a predicted model, not a curated record. Gene Ontology annotation, cellular component: fungal-type vacuole membrane. Bases 1 to 1368 code for a protein of 455 amino acids. Gene Ontology annotation, molecular function: nucleobase transmembrane transporter activity; nicotinamide riboside transmembrane transporter activity. Gene Ontology annotation, biological process: nucleoside transmembrane transport.
AUGGACAGAGUCCGGGCCAUGUUUCGUCCCAAACCGGACUACGAGCCUUUGCAUAACGAUGGAGAAAGAGAUGAUGAGAGCGUGCAAGACGAUCUGGAUGGUGACGGCACUGCGGCAGAGUCACCUUUCUCCUGGGUGGAAUACUCCAUCUUUCUGUUACUAGGGAUUGCCAUGUUGUGGGCAUGGAACAUGUUUCUCGCCGCCGCUCCCUACUUCCAACACCGAUUUCGAAGCAGCAACUGGAUCUUCAAUCAUUUCCAAGCGGCUGAAAUAUCAGUGUCAACCGUCACUAAUCUGACCUCGAUGCUUAUCUUGACCAAACUCCAGAAGGGAGCCUCGUACCCGAAGCGGAUAUCGUCCUCCCUAAUCAUCAAUACGGUCGUCUUUGCCAUUCUGGCACUGUCCACCUUGAUACAUGCCAGCGCAGGCGUCUACUUUGGCUUCCUCCUCGUGGCCAUCUUCUUCGCGAGCUUCUCGACCGGCUUAAUCCAGAAUGGAUUGUUUUCGUUCGCAUCGGGUUUUGGAAGGAGUGAAUACACACAAGCGAUCAUGACUGGUCAAGCAGUGGCAGGAGUGCUUCCGGUGGUCGCACAGAUUGUCUCGGUGGCAGCCUUCCCCGCCAAGGAGUCAGAAGAAACACCCACUUCCGCACUGGUCUACUUUUUGACCGCGACGGGCAUUUCAAUUUUCUCGCUGUUGGCCUUCUUCUAUCUGUUGAGACGGCACGCUCAUCACGAGAGCCUCAAGGCAGUGAAGAGGACCACACUACAUGGUUCAUCGGAGGGCGAUGCUUUGACCGGCAAUGUCAGACUUUCAGGCACGCAAGAAGACAGCGAUGCGAACGAUCGACCAUCUGUCCCUCUUACAACACUAUUCAUGCGGAUGCCGUUCCUUGCUGCUGCCGUGUUCGUCUGUUUUGCUGUCACGAUGAUAUUCCCAGUCUUCUCUGUCUCCAUUCAAUCAGUCAGUGGGGUUGCACCGGCAAUUUUCAUACCCACAGCUUUCCUACUAUGGAAUGUUGGAGACUUGGUCGGACGACUGUCGACAUUGUGGAAACCCAUUUCACUAACACAUUAUCCGUUCGCUCUGUUCUGCCUAUCAAUGGCCAGACUACUAUUCAUCCCACUUUACUUCCUGUGCAACAUUAAAGGGAAAGGAGCCGCCAUCAACAGCGACUUGUUCUAUUUAGUGAUUGUGCAGUUUCUUUUUGGACUAACGAAUGGGUAUCUGGGCAGUGAGUGUAUGAUGGGGGCUGGCGAAUGGGUUCUUGCUGAGGAGCGAGAAGCAGCUGGUGGAUUCAUGGGAUUGAUGCUGGUUGGAGGUCUCACGGUAGGCAGUUUGCUCAGCUUUUUAUUGGGAAAUAUAUAA